Arachis stenosperma is the source of this 846-nucleotide messenger RNA. Its product is annotated as protein FAR1-RELATED SEQUENCE 5-like. Gene Ontology annotation, biological process: regulation of DNA-templated transcription. Bases 1 to 846 code for a protein of 281 amino acids. The transcript is spliced from 4 exons. The record is from RefSeq and is a predicted model, not a curated record. NCBI's taxonomy places the organism in Eukaryota, Viridiplantae, Streptophyta, Magnoliopsida, Fabales, Fabaceae.
AUGGAAUCUCUUCCACAGGCCAUCAUCACGGACCAGUACAAAUCCAUGUUUGGUGCUAUCAAGAAUGCCCUUCCAGAUACUCGCCACCAAUGGUGCAUAUGGCACAUAAUGAAGAAGAUACCCAAUAAGCUCGGAAGAUAUGCUCGGUCUGUGGAAUCUUUCGAGAAGGAUUGGUCUGCAUUCAUUGUUGAGUUUAACUUAGAGCGAAAUAGAUGGCUAUCAGACCUUUAUGACGAACGUCGAAUGUGGGUUCCAAUCUAUUUUCAAAGUGAAUUUUGGGCAGGUAUGAGAAGCACUCAACGGAGUGAGAACAUGCACGCCUUUUACGGUGGUUACUUGCAUUGUAAGAGUGGGCUGGUUCAAUUCAUGCAUGAGUAUGACAACGUGCUUGGGAACAAGAAGCAAAAGGAACUGGAAGAUGAUGCUGCAAACUCUAAAGGAGUUGUCCCCUGUUCAUCGAGUUCUACAAUUGAAAGACAAUUUCAGCGUGAAGUAGACAGAGUACCAUCUUGCUAUGUUCUCCUACGAUGGAGCAAGAAUGUACAGCGAAAAUACACUUUCAUUAAGAGUAGCCAUGACGAGAAGCGAUCGGAUAAAAGCCACAACUUAUUUAGAAAAGUGUGUAUGCACUUCUUUAAUGUGGCACAGGAAUUUGUGACAUGUGAAGAAGAGGUGACCAUAUUACAUUCUGGUCUUGAUGAGUUAAGGGCCAAGUUGGUUGAUUAUCGUGCGAACUUCGGGUCCAGAAGUGUUCCAAAUAUACAGAACAACAUGGUGACACAAUGUGACCCAGCUUGUGUUGCAUCUGACAUUCAAGGUCCCUCUAAAGUCGCAACAAAGGGUUGA